AUGUCUCUCCUCGUGCUUGGCUCUGGGCCUGGUAUUGGCCGGUCGGUGGCCACGCUGUUUGCCUCGAAGCGGUACAACAAUGUGGUCUUGAUUGCCAGACGCGCCGAGCAACUCGAAGAAGAGAAAAAAGCCGUCCUGAACACUGUCAGCAGCCAGAUAAAUGUUAGGACAUACGCGGUCGAUGUCACACACACGCACUCUCUCCUCCAAGCACUCGACGACGCCGAUGCCGCCUUUGGCAAACCUGACGUGGUGUUUUACAACGCCGCUCGUGUUCUCCCAUCGGCGCUAUUGACCCAUCCCGUCGAGGAUGUCGAGUACGACUUCAAGAUCAAUGUCAGCGCUCUGUACAUUAUCUCACAGCGGUAUAUACCACACCUUGUGUCGCUGGCCAGAGCGGAUACUUCAAGCCGGCCUGCGCUCAUCGUGACGAGCUCUGCCCUGCCGCAUCACCCAAUCCCUCAGCUCUUCAACCUGUCCUUGGUCAAGGCCGCUCAGAGGAAUCUUGUGCAAAGCUUGAAUCUGUCGUAUACACCCGAGGGCGUGCAUAUUGGUGUGAUCAACGUUGCUGGUCAGGUUGCACCGGAGGAUGAAGUGAGGAAUCCGACUCGCAUCGCGGCCAAGACCUGGGAGUGGUUUCAGGGAGCAAAGGACAAGCCAAAUUUUGAAGUCAUGAUUUAGAAUAUCGUGGAGUUGGUAAAAGACGAUCUCUGGGAAUGAACGGUCGAGGAUAGAAAACGAAAUGAAGCAGUCUGUUCUUUUUGUCUACGUCAUGAAUCCUGCAUCUACCGUGUGUCACAGGACUUGAGCCUCAAAGGACACCCUUGCUCAGUUGACCGCGACAUGUGAUCCUGGCUAGCACUGGUCAGCGGUUGGAGCUCUGCUCUCAACCACUCGGAUGGCCCGUGUGGCUUCCCGGAGCCUGCUGAAUAUGGGAUCACACCGAACUUUGUAGAAGAGAAUGGCUGUGUUGAAUGCUCUGCUUGAUGAGAGGCCUGUAGUGACCAUGUCUAACUUUGUGUAUGCCGAAGUGAAAAAGUGUCAAGAAAACCUCCUCCAUUAAAGAACGCCGGUCCCUCCUCCCAUUAUGCAUUCCACAUUCCACCCUUUCAAACCUCAACUGGGCCUAGCCUUAGACACUGCUGCUCCAUGAAAAAUCCUUCCUCACCAUGAUCUCAUUCUGAUAUGAGUCCUCUGGACUGCUCUUCCCGUUUACACAGGUCUUUGACGAGUCUCUCGAGUCACCCUGUCGCUGGUGUCCCGGUAGAUGAUGCCCCGGCUCGCCCGAGAUGUCCACCGUCAGCUCGAUUUCGUCGUCCCCUCGCAGAGUUGCAUCCAGCCCCGCGUGGUGCUUCCUACCGCUGAUCUUGUGGCCAGCCUUGGACAGACUGGGCUUAUCCGACAUGUACACUUUGGGCGUGUCCGGGUAUCCCGACAGCUCACCCCUCCACCAGCGUCUGACCAAGGGUGCAUAGGUGGGGAGGCAAGCGCAGACAAUGCCGAUGAAUGGCUCGCAGCAGGACCAGAUGAAGACUUUGGACAUGGCCCACGUGAAGUCUGGGGACUUGACGAGCUGGUCCAUCAUGACGAUUCGGAUGGCCGAGGCCACGCACACACUAUGGUAAGGCAUCAGUGGCAAGGUCAAACAAGGUUACAGUCAAGCUGAGGGGAAGGGGUCGGCGUGACCGAGACACAGCACGGAUACCGAAGGGUGGCCGGAACAGGGGCAUGGGGAGGGGGUGAAGACAGAAAUUAACGCACAAGCCGCCGAGGAGAAGGAUUCCGCCUACAAACACCUUUUUGGUGGUGGGCAUGUUGAGCUUCCAAACUGUGAUGGGAUUUUGGUGGUUAGCAUGGGAUACCGUGUGAGGACUUCCGGAGAGCUAAGCGGAGAUCCAUGUGAGAGUCACCGGGCGAGUGGAGACAAUGGGAACAUACCUGUGGGAAUCGGCACCAAAAGAAUGGCCACAUCAAUCACCAAUCCGAUGAUGCCGUUGCAAAAGUAAAACAACGUCGAUGGGCCUGCACCCUGCGAGCCAUGUGAUGGUCACUUCUGCCCAAUGGGCACAGGUGAAGCCAAAGACGAUGUACCAAAUCACGUUUGUCCCAAACACACGGCGGUAAAAUAGCAAGAUGGAGACUUUGGUCGCCGAGAUGCAGGUGAUGUAAACGAUGACGAAGGCGUAGGUGGUUUGGUACAGCUUGGUGAACUCCUCAUGGGUGACCACCCAAAGAUGCUUUCCGCCACCCCAGGGAACACUGAUGAGGCAACACACCGCCGUUCCAAUGCCCAUAACCUGGAUUUACGGUGAGCCGGUCAGCAAAGCCUGUCCUUGUCCCCCACGGCGUCCUCUUCGUUUUCAAGUACUCACCGCUGCAAAAAGAAUAACAUAGUCGUCGGCAGCCAGACCCGGCCCCUUGUUUAUCAGCCGUGUAAAAAGCCGCAAAACGACGGAGCUGAGCCCGAGGACCAUGAUGCCGACGACUGAGCCGAUAAUAUCCCCGUUCUGAUUUUCCGCCAGGUUCACGCCGGGCGGCGCCUCGCCCCACGCUCCCGAGUUCGACAUGGUCUUGUUUGAGCGCUAGAAAAUGGAUAAAACGAGUGGAAUGCGGAUUUUGUCACGCCAAGGAGCGGCAGAAGUGAGCACGAGGGAGUAAAAGUUCUCCAAUAUUCAAGGCCGAAAAUGAGUGUGGAAGUUGAAGGAUUGGUGGUGAUCAAAAGAAGGCCUCCCCGCGUGACACCUCUGCUUCCACAGCCGUGUGAGCAAACAGUGGAGAGGAAAAGCCCACCGGCGGCGAGGAGUGAGGAAAGGUUGCUUGUUUUCUGUCCAUCUUCUUUGUGCCAUUGGUAUUUGCUUUUUCCCCAUGGCUGUGAUGAAGAUUAGCUUUCCAUCCAAUGUUUAGCAAGCCUCUGGCCCAGACUAUUUGUUCGAGU
Molecule: messenger RNA, 2935 nt
Organism: Podospora pseudocomata
Lineage: Eukaryota; Fungi; Ascomycota; Sordariomycetes; Sordariales; Podosporaceae
Exons: 3
Coding region: 1-681 (226 amino acids)
Source: RefSeq, a predicted model, not a curated record